AUGGGCUCGCCGCAGCGCCCGCCGCUCGCCCACGUCUUCAGGGGGACCUUUGUGCACUCCAGCACCUCCGCGCCCAUGGAGGUCCUCCACGGACACCUGCUGGGGGUGGACGACAGCGGGGUGAUUGUGUUUUUGGAACAAACUGAGCAGCAAGAGGAAUUAGCUAUGAAAUGGGGGUUCAAAACGUCUGACAUAAGAGAACUGAGUAACCAUGAAUUCUUCAUGCCAGGAAUGGUUGAUACACACAUUCAUGCUCCUCAGUAUUCAUUUGCUGGUACAAGAGUAGAUCUACCUCUUUUGCAAUGGCUGACUACCUAUACAUUCCCAACAGAAGCCAAAUACAAAGACAGAGAUUUUGCAGAAGAAGUGUACACCAGAGUUGUUAGACGCACUCUAAAGAAUGGCACGACUACAGCUUGCUACUUUGCAACAAUUUACACAGAUACUUCUCUUCUUCUUGCUGACAUUAUAGAUAAAUUUGGUCAACGAGCAUUUGUUGGAAAAGUCUGCAUGGAUAUGAAUGACAGUGUGCCACAAUACAAAGAGAUUACUGCUGACUCUGUUCAAGAGACAGAAAGGUUUGUUAAAGAACUACUGGAAAGGAAAUAUCCAAGGGUGCAGCCUGUAAUAACUCCCCGCUUUGGCCCUUCCUGCACAGAGGAUUUGCUGUGUGCACUUGGCAAUUUAGCGCAAGCUCGUGAUCUCCAUGUGCAGAGUCACAUAAGUGAGAAUGAAGAGGAACUCAAACUUGUGGAGAACAUAUUUCCUGCCUACCAAAAUUACACUGAGUUGUAUGAUAAAAACAAGCUGCUAACCAGCAAGACAGUGAUGGCUCAUGCUUGUUACCUUUCUGAAGAAGAGCUGAAACUAUUUAGUCUUCGUGGAGCUGCAAUUUCACAUUGCCCCAAUUCUAAUUUUUCGUUGCGCAGUGGUGUCUUAAAUGUGCAAAAGGUCCUGCAACACAAUGUGAAGCUUGGCCUAGGCACAGAUGUUGCUGGUGGAUAUUCAGCUUCAAUGCUUGAUGCUAUCAGGAAAACGAUGAUGGCAUCUAGUAGCCUUCAGAUCAAUAAAAUGAAUGAAACAGGACUAACCCUUGAGGAAGCUUUUCGACUAGCCACUCUAGGAGGAAGCCAAGCUUUAGGACUAGAUGACGUGAUUGGAAACUUUGAGGUUGGCAAAGAAUUUGAUGCACUACUUAUCAACACAAAGGCUUCAGACAGCCCUUUUGACUUGUUCUCUGCUGAUAAUUUUGAGGAUGCUCUUCAGAAGUUCCUAUAUCUAGGUGAUGAUCGGAAUAUUUCUGAAGUAUAUGUGGCUGGAAAGCAAGUGGUCCCUUUUUCAAGUUCAGUAUAAGUCUGUUUCUUUUUGCAAAUUACUCUGGUGAUCAUUUGGCAUUUGAAAACGAUUGAUUAAAUGCAGUGCCUGAUCAUCAGGAAUGAUACCUUUGUUUUGUUUAAUGUUUUAAAACUUGCAGACAUUGGAAAUUUUGUCAGACCUUUCAAGAAUUACUUUACCAAAAUUGCCACAGUUCUAGAUGAAAUGGAUAUUUAAAUUUCUCUGUGAAAAUAGCA
Molecule: messenger RNA, 1571 nt
Organism: Dryobates pubescens (Downy woodpecker)
Lineage: Eukaryota; Metazoa; Chordata; Aves; Piciformes; Picidae
Gene: GDA
Product: guanine deaminase
Exons: 14
Coding region: 1-1353 (450 amino acids)
Biological process (GO): guanine catabolic process
Cellular component (GO): cytosol
Molecular function (GO): zinc ion binding; guanine deaminase activity
Source: RefSeq, a predicted model, not a curated record